Ruditapes philippinarum (Manila clam) is the source of this 2269-nucleotide messenger RNA. RefSeq names its product prenylcysteine oxidase 1-like. Gene Ontology annotation, molecular function: prenylcysteine oxidase activity. The record is from RefSeq and is a predicted model, not a curated record. Bases 51 to 1538 code for a protein of 495 amino acids. Gene Ontology annotation, biological process: prenylated protein catabolic process; prenylcysteine catabolic process. Lineage: Eukaryota; Metazoa; Mollusca; Bivalvia; Venerida; Veneridae. The transcript is spliced from 6 exons.
AUUGAGUGUACCAGAUAGCGGUGUUUAUCCUUUCCAGAUAAUUUGUAGAAAUGAGGACGUUAACAGUUUUUGCACAGCUGUGUAUUAUUUUGUGCUUAUCAAUCAGUACAAGCCACGUAAAUGGAUCAGAUGAAAAACCUAGAGUCGGUAUAGUUGGUGCAGGCAUCAGUGGAGCAUCUGCAGCAUAUUUCCUCCGUGAGCUGUUUGGAGAUGAUGUUGAAAUAGAUAUAUUUGAGAAGCAACAUGUUGGUGGUAGACUGGCACCUAUAACAAUCAGUGGACAUAACUAUAAUGCUGGUGGAACUAUCAUACAUCCUGCAAACUUAUACAUGAUUAAUUUUACUGACAUUCUUGGCCUUACAAGAGAUACAAAUCCAGAGCCAGGUCGUCUAGGCAUCUUUGAUGGUGAAGAAAUUGUGUUUUCUACAAGUGACUACUCUGCCCUUACAAUUGCAAAAUUGAUGUGGCGUUAUGGAAUGGAUGCUUAUAACAUUAAAACCUGGGUACAGGAAAAAAUACUGAAACCACUGACAAGGUUGUAUGAAUUUCAGAAGGAAGGUCAUGCAUUUUCAACAGUUGAAGAUUUGUUAAAUGCUAUUGACCCUUCUUUUGUGGAGUUCUCUAAAAAGUCAGUGAAAGAUCUUUUCAAAGGAGAAGGUUUUUCUGACAGAUUUAUUGAUGAAUUUGUUACGGGAGCUAUGAGAAUAAAUUAUGGUCAGACAUCUAGUAUACAUGGGCUAGUAGGUGCUGUGUCUAUGGCAGGAGUUGAACCAGGUUUAUGGAAUGUUGUUGGGGGCAACCAUCAGGUACCUCAAGGACUGGUGAAGAAAUCAGGUGCAAAGAUUGUUAGAGGAAAGGUUACUGCAGUGUCACUGACAAGUGAAGGCUCGCCUCCUGUUUAUCAGAUUGAUUACCUGCCGGGAAGAUCCACUAAUGAAGACGACAUGAAUUCUAAAGAAUAUGACAUAGUGAUCAUCGCCACACCUUUAUAUAACGACAUGUCUGAUAUCAAGUUUGAAGACUUCCAGACCAGUAUAAAACAAGUUCCCGAAGACUUUCAUCUAACUGUUGCAAGUUUCAUUGAGGGUGAACCGAACACCACAUAUUUUGGUGUGGACAGUGUUGACAGCUUACCUAAUGCAUUUUUUACAACAAACGAAAGUACUUUCUUUAAUUCAUUUACGAAACAGAAACCAGUGUCUGGAGAAACAGCGGAAAAAACUGUUUACCGAGUUUUCUCUAAUAAAGUACCGAAUGUGAACGAACUUAAGCAGUUAGUACCGGAAUGGAGCGAUAUACGAGUAGUGAAUUGGAUGGCUUAUCCGGAAUAUCCGUCCUCGGUCCAGUUGCCUUCAUUUACACUUCAUGAACAGAUGUACCACAUCAAUGCAAUAGAAUUAGCCGCCUCAGCUAUGGAAAUGAGUGCUAUCGGUGCGAAAAAUGUAGCGCUGCUUGCGUAUUACCGGUAUACGGGGCAGUACGAUAAAAUAGAUGAAAUUUUAACCAAGUCUGACGGUGCUCAGAAAUCUGAAUUGUGAUAGGAUAUACCAAAAGUUAGAUUUCGUUUAACCAAUUAUUUAGGUCAUUUAUAUUUUAUUUUCAUUAAACUGCCAUAUUUUUGUUUAACAUUCACAAUUCAUGUUCCUUAUUUCACUUAAGGCCAAGUGUGCUGCAUAUCCAAAUAGGCCACAAAUCAAAUUGAAAUGAAUAACAGCUGGGGAUAUGAUAUUAAACAUGGCCUUUGUACACAGGUCACCUUAUUUCACAGGUGAUCAGUAUACCUUACAUUUCUUGUUAUUUACUUAUUACAUUGUCUUUAAAAACUCUAAUCAUCAUAGUUGUUAUCAAAAUGAUGCAAGAAAUGAAAACAUAAGAAUUAAAAUCAAAUUUGAUUAAAAUUGAAUUGAUCAUUUCAGUUAAAAGGUAUUUUUGUGAUUCUUCGUCACAUGCUUUGACAACAGCACCUUUGUUCAACUGUCCCAGUCUGUCUCAUAGAAAUUAGUGGUGUAAAACUUGUGUUUGUAAACUUGUAUGAAUAUACAGGUUUUAAAAGCUGCCUGCAUCCCAAAAUGGUUAACAAAUUAUCAAAAUAUCAAACUCUAAGAAAAAUAGUACAAGAAAUGUAUUUGUAAAAAUGAUUUGCCCUGCUUUGAAUUUAGAACACUCCAUUCGAUUUAAUGGAUUUUAAAAUUAAAAUACCAAAAUUUGUCUACCACCAGUAUUGGACCUGAUCAGACUGGAUGGAAGUGCAAGCUGGCCUGGGCUAUAU